AAAUAUAAAUCAUUUUGAAAAUAAUAAAUCAUAUUUUUGAUGAUAUAAUUAUUUUUUUACAAAAAUAUAUAAAAUUUAAAUGUAUUUUAAUUAGAAAACUCAACAUGAUGAUAGAAAUCACAUUUUAGAGGUGUUUAGAAAAUCGGUACAAUCUCAUCUAUACCGCAAAUUGGUUAUAAUUUUUGAAAUUGGUUUAAACGACGUUUAAGUAUUUUUUUAGUAUUGAGUUUAGCAAUUUCUAUAAUAUUACUCAAAAUAGUUAGUAUUUUAUGUGUCUAUUCACAUUAUUUCUCACAUUGACCAGUUACGUUGAUAUUAUUAAUGCGUUAGUUCUUAUAACUAAUUAUCAUUGUUAAUAUUUACAAUUUUUAAUUAUUAUUAUGUUUUACUUUAUAUUAGUUUCUAGACAUAGUAAAAAGGGAAUCUUUUAAAAAUAUUUCUAAAACUAUUUGAUAUAUUUUUCUUUCUUUUGAAUUUCAGUUAAGUUGAAUCUUGAGAUUCAAAGCAUCUAUAGUCUAUCACCAUGAGAAUGCUGGGUUCAAAGAAGGAAAAAUCUUCAUCAACAACCAAAAAAAACAGAUUUUAGAGUGAAAGAAUGCUCAUCAAAUAACCAUAUUGCAACAGAAGCUUGACCAAAACGCAUAUGUCUCAUCAUAUUUGCUUAGCAAUCUCUCAGUAAUGUAUUGUCACAUAGCAAAAAUACAGUCGACUGAUUUUUCUCAAGGAUCCAAAUAUUUUCCUUGAUUUCUUAAAGGGUUCAGUGAGAAACAAACGGUUCCCAGAAAGUCUAUAAAUAUAAGUUUUGAUGCUUCUAGUCAUACUAAGAAACAAACGGUUCCCAGAAAAUUUGAGCAAGUUUGAGUUACCAUUUGGUAAACUGACCAUGAGGCACAUGCAGUGGCGGAGGCACUUAAGAGGCAUGGUGGUCAACUGACCCAUGUAAAGUCUAUAAAUAUAAGUUUGUAGGCAUAUUUUGCAUGUUGUUAUUAUGGUAAUUGGUAAAUUGGUUAAGAUCCUUCCUUUUGAUCCACAUGUCAUAGGUUCAGACCUCAUAGAUGUUUUUUUUGUCUAUAAUAGCUCUGCCACUGGGCACAUGAGCUCAAGUUGUCAUCAAGUAUAAAACGUCGAACCCAUAUAUUUCGUGUAGCAGUACUUGGUAGUUGGUAGUUGGUACAAUCGCUUCACUUAUUAUCCUCUCAAGAAGAAAUACUGCACCUUCUCUACAAAUUAGACUUGCAUAGACCCAUAGCAUGUUUGUGUAUGAGAUAACAUCAGCCCACCCACUUUAUUCCUCCACGUGAAACUUGAUUUAACAUCUGGACUGUCCUCUCAGCUUUCCCACGCUAAAUUAUCAUAUUCCUCGUGAGCUCAUCCGGAGAUUUACCAUCAGCCGUCAAUUUCCAUGCUAGCUGCAGAGCUAACCCGGGGAGACAUGUAUUGCUAAUCCAUGUAAAAGCGUUUUGAAAGUCGUUGAGUCCACUCCAGACUUCUUAUGGAUAUCUCUCGGGUGAGGCCAUAAGCUUCUUCUGUUAGGUUCGUCUUUGAGAGCCCAUCUAAUAGUGAGUAACAAUGUUGGAGGACACUUGUGUAGCUGCUCCAUUUCUCGGUACACUUCUGCCCAUUCAAGCCUCCUUGCAUCGCACAAACCUUUCAAUUGAAGAAUAUAUCCAUUAUAAAACUAUAACCAUACAGAUACAUGAACAAUUUUCUUUGCACGUUAAGAGAAGACAUCAACACACAAAUCAAAUUCUAAAGUUUAUGUCACUUAACCAAUAUACAUUUAUUUGAACAGUUCUUGGAUCUUUCUAAUUUAAAUUGUAUGCAUGAUUAGCUUUAAAAAUUAUUGAUUAUAUUUGAUCAAAUAAAGAAAAAGUAUAAAUGUAAAUAAGAUUUGUGUGGUCAUUUUGUCAUAAAAUAUCUAUUUAUUACUGGAAUAAUCAUCAGCUUAUAUGGUACAAGUAUACUACUCUAUUGAUGCACUUAACUUACAAAACAUCUUUAUCAUUAAAUAUACAUACCUUUAGCUGGCGGAAUCUAAAAUCUUACAUCUUUUGAAUCAGCACAAGACGUUUUCAUCAUUAACGUCAACUGAAUUAAGCUAAAAAUGUAUAUGAGGGAUAAAAAUUGGAAGUGUCGGAAAGUCGAAAGGAUUUGCUUUUCAUUACAGAACUCUCAUAGUUGUGCACGAGCGUACGUGUAAAAAAAAGAAAAAAAGAACAUCCCAUCUUUCUCUCUCCUCGGCCUAGUUCGAUUCACCUGAUGACGAUUAUCUUUUCUCACAUCCCACUUCUUCUGACCUCUCCAGAUAAAACCUAAAAUACCUAAGCAAAAAGAUUUGACCUUUCGUCCUCUCAACUAGCUUCUAAAGUGAAACAAGAAAGCUCUAGAAAUGGCGGAACUGCAACCAGCUGACAACAGUAAUCAGCAACCAAACGGCGGCGUCACUCCUUCGGUUCCUUCAACCUCAGCGGAAGCGCUGGCGAUCCCCGGCGGCGGAUCGAAACGACUGAGGAGACCAAGCGUUCGAUUAGGCGAAAUCGGCGGCGACUAUCACUACGAUCCUCAGUCGAGGAAACCGAAGUGGGCACCGACGGCGACGGGGAACAAGACCAAAUCGUCGACGAGGACUCGGGCCCUGACGAAUAUCGGAACCCUAGAUGAUGAAAACGUUGAUUCUUUUGGUGUGGUUGGGAGUUGGCGGGUCAAGAAACGGGUCGGGUCAUCUACAGCAGGUGCGGCGAAGCGGGUAAGCUCCAAUUGGGAAGAAUUGGAAGGUGGGUUUAGGGAUUUCAGUAGAGAAGAUUCAGAGAGUCCGGUAAAGGAGGAGUCUUUAGUGAGAGACCGUGGUGGUGGUGGUGGGUUUUACGGUAGAGAAGGGGUCAAGAUUUGGUUGCAAGAGUUAGGGUUAGGGAGAUACUGGCCUAUGUUUGAGAUACAUGAGGUUGAUGAUGAGGUUUUGCCUUUGUUGACUUUGGAUGAUUUGAAAGAUAUGGGGAUUACUGCUGUUGGCUCCAGGAGGAAGAUGUUCUCUGCUAUUCAGAAGCUUGGUAGGGAGUUCUCAUGAUCGUCGAGAGUUUUGAUCGGUUUAGAAGAAGAAAAAACAUGUUUUGUGUUGUUGUUGUUUUAGUUGGUGAGAUAGUCAGUCAUGGCAUUGUAAGCUUGCAAUGUCUGAAACCACGAAUGAGAGAAGCCUUUUCUUCGUUUUUGUUUGUUAUAGUAUUUCAUUCGACGAUUGUUCUUACCUUUGUUGCUGCUUGUUUCAAUGUAGAAUUAACUACAGUUAUAUCAGUAGAAGUAGAGGUGGGAAAAGAAGAAGAUGAAGAAGAAGUAAUGAGAAGGUUUUCUUUUACUCUUUUGAUAUUUCUCUCUACUUCUUUUGAGAUGUUUCCAUGGAUGGUCUCUUUGAUGAUAAUGAACUUGUUGAAUAGUUGCAGCUU
Messenger RNA from Brassica rapa (field mustard), 3437 nucleotides. RefSeq lists its product as uncharacterized. Lineage: Eukaryota; Viridiplantae; Streptophyta; Magnoliopsida; Brassicales; Brassicaceae. The record is from RefSeq and is a predicted model, not a curated record. Gene Ontology annotation, molecular function: protein binding.